This is a messenger RNA of Aethina tumida (small hive beetle), 4737 nucleotides long. RefSeq names its product DNA (cytosine-5)-methyltransferase PliMCI-like. The record is from RefSeq and is a predicted model, not a curated record. The transcript has 12 exons. Bases 376 to 4245 code for a protein of 1289 amino acids. Lineage: Eukaryota; Metazoa; Arthropoda; Insecta; Coleoptera; Nitidulidae. Gene Ontology annotation, cellular component: nucleus. Gene Ontology annotation, molecular function: zinc ion binding; DNA binding; DNA (cytosine-5-)-methyltransferase activity.
AUGGCUUACAAAUUAAAUGCAGUACAUUUGAACUAAUAUUUAAAUUUAAAUAAAUAUGUUUAAAUACAAUCCAUUUUCAAUUCUACGACACCUGUUGAUUGUAAUAGACGCGUGAGGCAAUUUAUUUAUAUUAUAAUAGCAUUAAAUCAACAACCAAAGAAUGACCCUAACCACAAACUUUCUCCCGCCAAGUCCAAUUUGUAUCAAAUAGUGGCGCGCUCCGUUUUAACACAAUCACAUCCCUCAAAAAAACGUACAUAAAAACCAACCACAAAUGCAAGUUCAUUCAGCGGCGAAGCAGCCAUCAAAACACUAAUCGGUAAACACAAACCGACGAUUUAAUUCCGACCGGUUCCCGUGUGUUCUUCGUACGAGAUGGUCCUCACUGACGUCGUCGAGUCUGGGGACGACGAGAACACGUCCAAGAAGAUCAAAGUUAACAACGAUAAAGUCGUUAAGAAGGACAUCAAAUUGGGCACGACGAAGGCGAAGUUGGAACGAUGCGGUACGUGCAAACAGUACCUGGAGGAGUUGACGAUCUACAACGGCCACCCGAACAAUUCCAGCGAGGAAUUCAUUGCGCUGACCGACGAAAAACUGUCUUUGUACACCGGUAACGAAGAUUUCGGCGACAAUCACGACGAUUAUCCGACGCACAAGGUGACCCAUUUCAGUGUGUAUGAUAAAAAAGGUCACUUGUGCGCGUUCGAUUCCGGUUUGAUUGAGAACAAUGUUGAGCUGUUUUUCUCUGGUUACCUCAAGCCAGUCUUCGAAGAAGACCCAUCUACCAACAAUGGUAUUCCAGCUCAUGAUUUGGGACCCAUUAAUGAAUGGUGGACAGCAGGUUACGACGGCGGCGACAAACUACCGAUGGGCUUUUCGACCGGUUACGCCGAAUAUUACCUGAUGGAACCGUCUCCCGAAUACGAACCAAUAUUCAAAAAGAUCCGGGCCAAAAUCAAACUAUCGAAAAUGGUCAUCGAAUUCCUGCUGGACCGCGGCUGGGAAUCCCCCACCUACGAGGAUCUACUGGAGCACGUGUCCAGCUCCGGCGAGUACACCGACGUCGAGGACAUGCUGCUGCAAAACGCCCAGUUCCUGUGCGACCAGGUGGUCAACUACGACAAGGGCUCGUCGGAGGACGAGAAGCCGAUGAUCUCGUACCCGUGCAUGCGCUCGUUGGUCAGCAUGGCCGGCGUCACGUUCCAGAAGCGGAAGAAGAUGCGCAAGCAGGAGAACAAGGGCAUCAAGAUCAAGAAGAGUCCGCAGUGGUCGAAGGCGACGACCACCAAACUGGUCCGCGACGUGUUCGAGAGCUUCUUCCCCGAGCAGCUGGACCACGGCGGCAAGGGACCGAAGAAGAAACGGUGCGGCGUGUGCGAGGCGUGCCAGAGUCCCGACUGCGGCGAGUGCAACUUCUGCAAGGACAUGCUGAAGUUCGGCGGUUCGGGACGUUCGAAGCAGGCGUGCAGGCAGCGACGGUGUCCGAACAUGGCUAUUAUGGAUGCGGAGCUGUCCGAAAACGAGGAGGAGGCCGAUGCGAAGCUGGAAAGUCCGGUUAGGAAGAAGGGCUGCUCCAAGAGGAUAUUGCACAAGGUCAAGUUUCCCAAUGAUCCGAUCAAGGAGCUGAAGGGGAAGAAGUGUUACGAUUUGGCUGUUGUCGGAAGCCACGUUUACAAAAAAGAGUCGAUUUUAGAGUACUUUGACUUUAGUGAUAACAGUAUUGAGAAGGAAUACCAUGAACUGCAGAUAGCACCAGGCGAUUAUGUGAUGCUAAACUCGGACAACCCGAACGAAGCGCCUUUGGUGGCGCGCGUCUGUUACAUGUACGAAAUGGCGCCCCUAGGUCCUAUGUUCCACGCACAAUUGUUCUGCCGAGGUACCGACACCAUACUGGGCGUCUGCGCCGAUCCCCGUGAACUUUUCGUCGUCGACAGCUGCGACGACCUUCCUUUGGGAUCUAUCGUGCGAAAGGCCGAUGUGGAGUUCAGGAGGAUGCCGGACAAUUGGGCGGAAGUGGGAGGCGAGUUGAAUCUUCCACAACAACUGGAGGAUGACGGCAAGACCUUCUAUUUUUCGAAACGUUAUGAUGCUUCGACUAGUCGUUUUGUGGACUAUAUUGAAGAGGCGGUGGAGCCCCUAAGUCCAUGCUUUUGUUGCAAACGUAAAUCUUCCCAAAAGAAGUACGAAACUCCCACUUAUGCGGAUGGUAAAAUCACAUGGAGAAAUCAAGUAUAUAAAGUCGGCACUGCUGUUUAUCUUAAACCUGAAGUUUACAAUUUCGAAUCCCUACGUAGCAAAGACUUUGAAGAAAUAAACGAAAAAGAAAACAAUGUGAACGCAACGUUGUAUCCGGAAUUUUGGCGUAAAAACUCCGACAACAUCAAAGGAUCAAACAACGACACGCCCGAACCCUACACGAUAGGCUUGAUAGAAGACAUCGAGGAAAGGAAGCCAGAUAUUAAAAUUAAAGUCAGGAUUUUCUACAGACCUGAAAACACCAAAUCAGUCCUGACGUCCUACACCAAAGACCUGAAUUGCUUGUACUGGUCAGAGAACAUCGUCACCACGUCGUUCAACGAAAACGCAGUGGGCAAGUGUUACCUGUCCUUCGAACAGAACAUCGUCGACUUGGAACGUUGGCGUCUGGAGGGCCCGGACCGUUUCUACUUCACCGAAACCUACGAUUACGUCAGCAACGUCUACGGCGAGGUGCCGCACGUCGCCAAGAAAAUUGGCUCGAUGGGCAAAGGUGGCGGCAAAGGCGGCGGCAAGGUUAAAGGGAAGUCGGCACGUGACCUGCCUGAGGCGCCAAGCACUUGGGACAAACCGGACAGGCCUUUGGUGUGCAUGGAUGUCUUCGCCGGCUGUGGGGGGCUGUCCGAAGGGCUGCACCAAUCUGGAAUUGCUGAAACCAAAUGGGCGAUCGAAAUGGAAAGCUCGGCAGCUCAAGCUUUCAGGCUCAACAAUCCCGAUUGUAAAGUGUUCAGCGACGACUGCAACGAAAUUCUUAAAACGGUCAUGGCUGGAGAGGGUAAACAACGACAUUUACCGUGCAAGGGAGAGGUGGAACUGCUUGUUGGUGGUCCCCCUUGUCAAGGUUUCAGUGGCAUGAACCGCUUCAACGCUGGACAAUAUUCGGCUUUCAAAAACUCACUGGUUGCCUCUUAUUUGAGUUACUGCGAGUACUACCGCCCCAAGUACUUCAUACUGGAGAACGUACGAAAUUUCGUCUCGUUCAAACGCAGUAUCGUCCUGAAGCUGACGUUACGUUGCCUAUUAGCUAUUGGCUACCAAGUGACCUUCGGCGUCCUACAAGCGGGCCAUUACGGAGUACCACAAACUCGGCGACGUCUAAUAAUAAUGGCCGCCGCCCCCGGUUACGUCCUGCCCAAAUACCCUGAACCUAUUCACGUGUUCAACAAGCGUGGCUGUCAACUGUCGUUCGUGGUGGACGGCACCAGGUACGAGAGCGGCAUCCAAUGCCAGUCGGCUCCGUACAGGACGGUCCGUGUGCGGGACGCCCUGCUGGACCUCCCAGAAAUAAAGAACGGCUGGAACAAGCCCGAGAUGUCCUACGACACGGACGCGACGUGCCACUACCAGAAGAUCAUGCGUGUGGGCGGCGAGGACGAGGGAGUCGUCAGGGAUCACGUGUGCAAGGAGAUGUCGGCGAUAGUGGAGGGCAGGAUAUCGCAGAUUCCCACGUAUCCGGGUGCCGACUGGCGGGACCUGCCCAACAUCAGCAUCAAACUGAACGACGGCACCAAAACCAGCGUCUUACGUUAUCCCUACAAGACGAAGAAACAGAACAAGGACGAGCCGCCCAGAGGUGUGUGCCAGUGCGCCACUGGUCGCAGCUGCGACCCGGCCGACCGACAGUUCAACACGUUGAUACCGUGGUGUCUGCCGCACACGGCCGACCGCCACAAUCACUGGGCCGCCCUUUACGGCCGUCUCGAGUGGGACGGCUUCUUCGGCACCACCAUCACCAAUCCCGAGCCGAUGGGCAAGCAGGGUAGGGUCCUGCAUCCGGAACAGAAUCGCGUGGUCAGCGUGAGGGAGUGCGCUAGGUCGCAGGGAUUCCCCGACAGGUUCAAGUUCCACGGCGGCAUUCUGGACAAGCACAGGCAGGUGGGGAACGCCGUGCCUCCGCCCCUGGGCGCUGCGUUGGGCAGACAGAUCGCCAAGGCAUUGGUCGAAACCGUCAGGAAGGAUGCGGACGUUAAAAUGGAUGCUAGUUGAAUUUUUAAAUAUUAAUACUGUGUCAAUUUGUCACUGAUUUGUUUUAUAAUAUUUUAACUAUUUUAUUUUAAUUACAAUAUGUUGUUCUGGUUGUUUAUGUUGUAAUGCAAUAAAACGUUGUAAACAAAGUUUGUUCAUUUUAUGUGAAUGUAAUAAGUGAUGUUUUAUAUCCCAUGGGUAAUAAGUAUGUACUAUGUACUUUAAGAAACGUAACUGUUUUUUUUUAUUUUAAUAUUUUCAUCAACAUUUAACUAAGUUUUAUGAAGUUUUAAUUGUUGUAGAAGUUGAUAUAUAGAUGACUUAGAUUUAAUUAUAUAUUGUAGUUAUUUUUUUAUAAGGAACUGUUUCAAUUAUUAUAGUUAAAAAAUACGUAUCAUCAAAAUGUCACAAAUCUUGUUUUUCAUCUAGAUUUUUAAAAUAUUAAAUUAUAAUUAAUACAAAUUGUUUUCAAUUAUUUGUUUAUAUUAGUAAUUGAAGGAUAAACAUUUAUUU